CUGUGACGUUCGCCAUGGAACCUUGACUGCCAUGCGGCCGCCCCACCGUCCUUGCCCGCUAGACAAUAUCCAAGGAUUGCACGAGGAUCGAGCUAGAGUAGGUAUUAGGUACUACCGUAUUAGGGCAGGAGGACAGGGUGGAUCAUUCCCUUUUAAAUCGAGCACAGCAUCUCCUUUGUGGCGUCGUUGCAGCCUCCAAUCCCUUGAAAAGAAUCAGAUUUUCGGGGCUUUUGGCAUGGAGGACGCGGCAGCCAGGAAAGCGCGGUUGAAAGCUUUGAGGGAGGCCGCAGAGCUGAGCGCUCGAGCUGAGGAGGAGCUGGAGACUGGUGCUCGGGAUGAGGAAAAUGGAGCGGACGAGCCUGAGAAUGAACAGGGGGUCCGGUUUCGAAAUUACCUGCCCCGAGAUGAGGAGCUCCAGCGCCAGCGGGAAGUAGGGCCGAUCAUCCCCAAGUUUGAAGACCCAGUGGCAAAGUCCCCAACCGAGAUAGACGACCCAGAGGAUCCCCUUGGCAGUAUAGCGCCAAAGAAGCCCAACUGGGACCUGCGGAGAGACGUUGCCAAAAAGUUGGAAAAGCUUGAAAGGCGGACACAACGGGCCAUGGUAGAGCUUCUUCAAGAGGAAGAAAAGCGGAGACAGGCCGUUUCGGAGGACCAGCAGGUUGUUUUGCAAUAGUCCUGGUAUAAGUAAUUGAGCUGUAUCGGACGACGGAAGGUACUAGACACUGUAACAUUGUCAAUCAACCUGGAAAAAGGUCGCUCGGUCUUUCUUAUUCCAAUUGCAGAAUCCAUGCGACUUUUGUGAAGUAUUCAUAGUAUGCGCCAAGUAGUUGCAGAACUCAGUAAUGACAUCGGUG
Molecule: messenger RNA, 854 nt
Organism: Klebsormidium nitens
Lineage: Eukaryota; Viridiplantae; Streptophyta; Klebsormidiophyceae; Klebsormidiales; Klebsormidiaceae
Source: the annotation of a GenBank genome assembly